Molecule: messenger RNA, 2193 nt
Organism: Cynara cardunculus var. scolymus (artichoke)
Lineage: Eukaryota; Viridiplantae; Streptophyta; Magnoliopsida; Asterales; Asteraceae
Product: protein NUCLEAR FUSION DEFECTIVE 4-like
Exons: 3
Coding region: 166-1827 (553 amino acids)
Cellular component (GO): membrane
Source: RefSeq, a predicted model, not a curated record
GUUGGUUAAAAUACAAAGUAGUUAUUCAAAGUAAUCUCCAACCACUUCAUAUAAAUUCUUGAUCCACCAUCGCGAAUUUGCCGUACAAUUUCAAGAUCCCCCAAUCAAUUCACCAUCUUUCCGACAAAUUUCCUCCCAUUUUGAACAAGAUUCUCAAAAACCCAAAUGGGUUUCCUGUUAUCUCCGACGUCCCCCGCCGGAAAAUGGAUGGGGUUCGUCACCGCCGUCUGGGUUCAAGCUAUUUCCGGCAAUAACUAUACCUUUUCAAACUAUUCCGAUGCUCUUAAAUCUCUAAUGGCACUCACUCAGCUCCAACUCAAUAAUCUCUCCGUCGCUAAAGAUGUCGGAAAAGCUUUUGGAAUCCUCGCCGGUCUCGCUUCCGAUCGAAUCUCCCCUGCUGCUCUUCUCCUUAUAGGUUCCAUUGAAGGUUUCAUCGGUUAUGGCGUUCAAUGGCUCGUCGUUAGCCAGAGAAUCCAACCUCUUCCUUACUGGCAGAUGUGUAUAUUUCUGUGUAUGGGAGGAAACAGUACGACAUGGAUGAACACUGCAAUUUUAGUAACAUGCAUUCGGAAUUUCCGGAAGAACAGAGGUCCGGUGGCCGGAAUCCUAAAAGGGUAUGUGGGUUUGAGUACCGCCAUUUUUACCGAUAUCUGUACAGCUCUAUUCAACAACGAUCCAGCUCGUUUUCUCCUUAUGUUAGCAGUUGUUCCCUUCGUUGUCUGUCUCUUCGCCAUCGUCUUCCUCCGUGAAAUCCCACCAUCUUCCACCGCCGCAGAAGAAAAAUCCGAAACUCGUUACUUCAACAUAUUCAACGUCCUCGCCGUUGUCAUUGCCGUUUACUUACUGACUUUCGACAUCACCGGCGACCAUGGCACUAAACUAUCACAAGCGUUCUCCAUUAUUCUACUCAUCCUCUUGGCUUCCCCUUUAGCAGUUCCGGUGUACCUCGCCGUUCAAAACCUAAUCCGAUCAAAUCCCAAAACCCUUGACGUCGAAUCAACCCCAACAACCGAACCAUUGCUUAUAAAAGAAGAAGAAGAACAACAACAAACCAUUGAGACGGUGGCGGAGGAGUCAAAGGAAGAGUCGUCGACGGCGGUGGAAAAGAUUCCGCCGGUGAUCGGAGAAGAACACACGGUGUUUGAGGCAUUAAAGACGGUGGACUUUUGGAUCUUGUUCAUAUCGUUUCUUUGUGGAGUGGGUACGGGUCUGGCGGUUCAGAAUAAUAUGGGUCAAAUGGGUCUGGCUCUCGGGUAUGCGGAUGUAUCCAUAUUUGUUUCGUUAACAAGCAUUUGGGGCUUCUUCGGUCGGAUCCUAUCCGGAUCGGUUUCGGAGUAUUUCAUCAAGAAGGCGGGGACACCUAGACCUUUAUGGAAUGCAGCAUCCCAGAUUCUAAUGGCUGUGGGCUAUGUUCUAAUGGCCAUAGCCAUGCCUGGCUCCCUCUACAUCGGUUCGAUAGUCGUCGGAAUAUGCUACGGUGUCCGUCUCGCCAUCACCGUCCCAACCGCCUCUGAACUCUUCGGUCUCAAAUACUACGGCCUUAUCUACAACAUCCUCAUCCUCAACCUCCCGCUUGGUUCCUUCCUCUUCUCCGGCCUGCUCGCCGGAUUCUUGUACGACCACGAGGCCACCACCAGCGCCAGUGGCGGAAACACCUGCAUUGGAGCCCACUGUUACCGCCUCGUCUUUAUAGUCAUGGCCUUCGCGUGUGCGAUAGGGUUCGCUUUGGAUGUAUGGUUGGCUUUCAGAACCAAAGCUUUGUACAAUAGGAUUUACACAAACCGGAAAUCUAAGAAGUCGUUGGCGGCAGCCAACGGCAGCCAUUGACGGCUGCCGGAGGUGGAGGAUCGAUGGGAAAGUUUCCCGGUGACAUUCUUCAUCCAAGAAACAAAAUAAAAUGUUGCUUUUAGAUUCUAAGGUGCAUUUUUCACUUCGGUAUUAUGGGAUUUAUGAUGCUAUUCUUUUGAUUUUUACGUGAUAAAGAAGGGAGCAAGGAUCGGUGUUUCCGAUAUCUGGUUCGUUUAACGAAAAACUACGUUCGGUAUCGAGACGGAUAUGAUCGUUUAGAAAUCAGGAUUGAUCUAGAUCCAACGGUCUUAAUCUACAAGGGUUCGUUUGGUUCCAUUUUUUUAAAAAUUUCAUUUGGAAGGAUGUAAUAAAUUAAUUUGGUAAUUGAAGGUUCAAUGUUUUUCA